This is a messenger RNA of Paramuricea clavata, 480 nucleotides long. The record is from the annotation of a GenBank genome assembly. NCBI's taxonomy places the organism in Eukaryota, Metazoa, Cnidaria, Anthozoa, Malacalcyonacea, Plexauridae.
AUGACACGCGAUAUCAAAUUAUGGUGCAAGGCAUGCGAAGCUUGCCAAAGAGGAAAAAUCGGCCGACACACAAAAUCACCAACAGGCCAGAUUCCACUGCCAACACAACGGUUUGCCGACAUCAAUGUUGACAUCGUAGGACCCCUCAACCCUCCCUGCGAAGGCAAAAAUUCUCUAUUCACAAUCAUCGACAAAUGGACGGGUUACAUGACAGCAAUGCCAAUGUCAGCCCAUGGAUCAGGAGCUUCAGCUGAGGCAUGUGCAAAACACCUGGUAAACUGGUGUGCCUCCUUUGGUGUCCCAAUUUCCAUCACAUCAGAUAGAGGAAGCCAAUUUACAAGCAGACUGUGGGAGUCCACAACAAAGGCAUUGAACAUCAACCAUAGACUCACGACAGCAUAUAACCCUCGCCACAAUGGAAAAGUCGAGCGAAUGCACCGCAGCCUGAAGAACGCUCUACGAACGAGACUAGAUGGACAA